AUGCAGACGUGCCCCAACUGUGGUAUUGACGUGCUGAAUAUCCCCAAAACUACAGAUCUUUCACCUAUCGCCUCCCUCCUUACCACCAACAAUCCUCCGGAGCCGCAAGAUGAAGCCAUAGCCAGUGAGCUCAUUGCAUCUUCUGCAGCGUGGAUCGUACAGAUUGAUGGGCUAAUCACUCAAGUGCACCAUAUCCUUGACGGCUUGAUCUCUUGUCGCGCAGAAUACGAAUACCACUCACAUCUACACAAGAACGUUAUCCGUAACAUCCGUCGCAUCCCAGCCGAGAUCUUGGUGGAGAUCUUCCUCCAGACCAUCAUCGACAGCGAUCCGAAUGACAUAUGGGCAGUAAUCAAAGUUUGUCGGCACUGGCGCGAGGUUGCACUCGCUGCACCAACACUUUGGUCCAUCUUUCCUUUCAACCCGUCCAUAUUACCCACCGCCAUCCUAUCAUGCCUCUCGAGGUCACUCCAGCUCUCGCGUCCAGCUCCCUUGAAUCUGAGCAUCUCAGGUAAACCAUCCUAUCCAAUCUGUCCACUUCAAUUCUUCAUAUCCCCUGACUCAAAGCAGAUUACCGGCCUCACCGUUCACGAUCCUCUGCACUCCAGCCAAUCAAAGUUGUUUUGGUCCUCAAAUCCCCUACUCGUGCAGUGGGAUUCUCUCAGGUCUCUUAAGCUACAAUUCCCAAGUGCUGAACCUCUGGGAGCUGUCCCGAUUACCGUAUUUCAACAUGCGCCUCUUCUCCAAGACGUCGACUUGAACUUCACUGACCGACAGAACAUUUCCUCCAUUAUGAGCAAUGUCCUUCUCCCUUGGUCUCAACUAUGCAAGUUAUCCAUCUCAAAUACUGCCCUCGAUGGUGUCUUCACUAUCCUUCAGGUAGCGCCGGAACUAGAAGAAUGCCACAUAGAGUCGACUGAUAGAUCUAUGCCUUCCAACAUUCCUACUCUCUCCCACCAAUUUUUGAUGAUGCUUCAUGUUACUGUGUGGAAUACAGAGGUCACACAUGGAAUCUUUCACCACCUCACCCUACCAUCACUUCGCAAACUCUCUGUGGAUGGAUGCGCUCUGGACAUCAGUGUCAUUUGCGCCCUCAUCAAACGGUCAUCUUGCAGACUCACCUUUCUAAAUCUCCCCACAGCCAAUCCCCUCAUGGCCGAUGACUCUCCGAGUCUCCAGCACCUCUUCUCACUUCUCCCAGAUGUGACCGAACUCUGCAUUUAUAUUUCUUUAGCAUCCUUUGACCGAAUUGGGGCCAGGUUAGCACCUAUGCUCCUCCCCCAGUUGCGCCAUCUCUGUCUCGAAGGGACCGGUUCCAGUAAAAGGUGUGAUCUGGCAGCCCUUCGCAAUAUUGCGUACACAAAUGUUCUGCCUCUUGAAACAAUCAUAUUCACCACUGAGGGGAGGCCCUUGUAUGAAUUGAUUCCUCAUUCACCAAAUUACAAAGACCCCCAGAUCCGAAUCCUCCAUCAGUGGAACUGUCAGCUGGUGGAGCUGACUCGUUCUAUUCACGACGUUGGUGCCAUGAAGGACGACAGUGCGUUUCACCGCGAUCUGAGCCGUAUAUUGUCGCUUAUGAGUAGUGAAUCUGAGACGGGUAUGUCUGGUGAAUAUUUAUGCCACAAGACUGGCCGGGGCGUCUUCUCCAGGCUUCAAGGGCUGUUGGAGCAAGUACCAGAGAGCCUCCACCUGUGUAUUUCCGCGAUUCUGGCUCUGUGGUUACCACGCAUUCAGGAAUAUAAAUCAUACAGGUGGAUGGAGAACUCCCUGGCGAGGACUACAGUAUAUACACGACGACAGGGCUCACUGUACGUCAAGGUUCGGGAUCGGGAGAAGGACCGCUUUGCUUCAUUUGGCCUGAAAGAUGGGCACCUUACUCUACCGCUCAGAUACUAUGGUUGA
Molecule: messenger RNA, 1902 nt
Organism: Cyclocybe aegerita
Lineage: Eukaryota; Fungi; Basidiomycota; Agaricomycetes; Agaricales; Hemipholiotaceae
Source: the annotation of a GenBank genome assembly